Molecule: messenger RNA, 2698 nt
Organism: Egretta garzetta (little egret)
Lineage: Eukaryota; Metazoa; Chordata; Aves; Pelecaniformes; Ardeidae
Gene: GALNT11
Product: polypeptide N-acetylgalactosaminyltransferase 11
Exons: 14
Coding region: 59-1885 (608 amino acids)
Biological process (GO): regulation of Notch signaling pathway
Cellular component (GO): Golgi apparatus
Molecular function (GO): Notch binding
Source: RefSeq, a predicted model, not a curated record
GCCGACUCUUCUGGAAAAAGGUAAUUGAGAAUGGAUCCUCAGCAAUGCUAGGUCUACAAUGGGAAGUGUCACACUUCGCUAUUUCUGCUAUGGGUGCCUUUUCACAUCCGUGACCUGGACGCUUCUGCUCUUCAUUUAUUUUAACUUCAGUGAAGAGAACCAAUCCUUCAAGAAUGUGCCCGUCAAGGGGCUGGAACCUCAGAGGCCACUUCCAAAAAAAUUCUACCCCCGUUUUACACGGGGGCCUGUUCAUAUACCUGAACUGCAACAGAAAGAGAGUAAGAUAGGAAAUCCUCUUGGAAAUCAUGUCCAGGACCCAGUUAAGGGGGAGGUAGAAUUCUCCCCUGAAAUGGGAAUGAUUUUUAAUGAAGAAGAUCAGGAAGUGAGAGACUUGGGCUAUCAGAAGCAUGCUUUCAAUAUGCUUAUCAGUAAUCGGCUGGGAUACCACAGGGAGGUGCCUGAUACAAGAGAUGCAAAAUGUAGAGAGAAGUCCUACCCUUCUGAUCUGCCGUCUGCUAGUGUUGUUAUCUGUUUCUACAAUGAAGCGCUUUCUGCCCUGCUUCGCACAGUACACAGUGUCCUGGAUCGCACUCCUGCACACCUUCUUCAUGAAAUUAUUUUGGUGGAUGACAACAGUGAAUUGGCUGACUUGAAGAAAGACUUGGGUGAAUAUGUUAAAACUCAGCUUCCAAAAACCACAAAAUUGGUAAGAAAUGAAAAGCGGGAAGGCUUGAUUCGAGGAAGGAUGAUUGGAGCCUCUCAUGCCACAGGUGAAAGUUUAAUUGCAUUGAUCUUUGGCUGUUAUAUUAAUCUAUUGUGGUUGCAACCGCUGCUGACUCCCAUCAGUGAAGAUCGCAGGACUGUGGUGUGCCCUGUGAUCGACAUAAUCAGUGCUGACACGCUUACCUACAGCUCUUCCCCAGUUGUGCGUGGAGGGUUUAACUGGGGCCUGCACUUUAAGUGGGAUCUUGUUCCUUUGUCAGAACUGGAAGGACCCGAGGGAGCCACUGCUCCAAUCAAGUCACCUACUAUGGCUGGAGGCCUGUUUGCCAUGGAUCGUGAGUACUUCAAUGAACUUGGACAAUAUGAUAGUGGCAUGGACAUCUGGGGAGGAGAAAAUCUGGAAAUCUCCUUUCGGAUCUGGAUGUGUGGUGGUAGACUUCUGAUCAUCCCCUGCUCCAGGGUGGGACACAUUUUCCGUAAAAGGCGUCCCUAUGGCUCACCAGGGGGACAGGACACGAUGGCUCAUAACUCACUGAGGCUGGCACAUGUGUGGAUGGAUGAGUAUAAGGAGCAGUAUUUUGCUUUGAGACCUGAGCUAAGGAUGAGGAACUAUGGAAAUAUUACCGACCGUGUAGAAUUGAGAAAAAGAUUGAACUGCAAGUCAUUUAAGUGGUAUUUAGAUAAUAUCUAUCCUGAGAUGCAAAUAUCUGGGCCCAAUGCCAAAGCUCCACAGCCAGUUUUUAUUAAUAGAGCACAAAAACGACCGAAAAUAAUUCAGCGUGGAAGGUUAUAUCACCUUCAAACCAACAAAUGCCUGGUUGCCCAGGGACACCCAAGUCAGAAAGGAGGCCUGGUAGUGGUUCGGGAGUGUGACUACAAUGAUCAAAACCAGGUCUGGAUUUACAAUGAAGAUCACGAGCUGAUUUUAAAUAAUCUCCUUUGCUUGGAUGUUUCGGAAACUCGCUCAUCCGAUCCACCUCGUCUCAUGAAAUGCCAUGGGUCUGGCGGCUCACAGCAGUGGACAUUUGGGAAAAACAACCGCCUCUACCAGGUCUCCGUGGGGCAGUGCAUGAAGGUGGUAGACCCACUUAGCCACAAAGGGUACGUGACCAUGGCCAUCUGCGAUGGGUCCCUUCCUCAGCAGUGGCAUUUUGAGAGCUGAGACAGCGAGGAUGCAGCCGAGAAGCAUUAAGCCAAGACCCCCUUCCCCUUCAGCCAUGAUUUUCAGUCAUUCUGGAGGGCUUUGUGAGGAGCCCUCAGCUGCUACGCCUGGCACAACCAUUGCGAGGACCCUUCAGAAACACCCUGCCACCAAGAGCUGUGCGCGUGAGAAGGUCCGGGUGGUCGCCGGCCCCUGGCCGGGUGCAGCAGCGAUAGCAGCAGCCCUGCUGCAGAACACCGCGUAGAAGUGCAAUUUAUCAGUGGUUCCUUGGAUUAUCCUGGAUUAUCGAACUGUUUUUAAGUAAGAGAAAUUAUUAGAGCAAUGUAAUUUAAAUUGUGAGAUUUUAGCUCUGUGGAUCCUUUAAAUGACAGUGACAGAAAGGAGUCCUCUUCAAGUAUUUCACGUGCAAGUAUCUCAUGAAUUUAUGGUUUUAGUAUCGUUUUACUGGCCAAAUUAUUUUACUUUUUCUGGAAAAUAUUUUUAUUCCCUUUUUUCUUCUGAAAAUUGUCAUUUGUAAUAUUUAAAUUUAGCUCUCUUAAUUUACAAUUUUAGGACAUUUCAUGUAGUUUAAAUUCUUAGCUGUCAUUCGUCACCUCAUAUUUAAAACAAAGUAACUAUUACAAAGUCUAUUUUGAUGACUCGUGACAGUAGCUGCAUUUAAAAUAAAGUACCAUUUUUUUAUUAAUCUGUAUGGCCUUGCUCUUUGUAGCUCUUGGACCAGAAAGCACCAAAUAAGAGACUGAUGCGAACCAAUGUUCACAUAAUUUGGGUCUUCCCUUGUUUCACUCCCUUUUCUUCAUAGCCAGCUCUUUC